Messenger RNA from Hylaeus anthracinus, 4930 nucleotides. RefSeq names its product cyclic AMP response element-binding protein A-like. Gene Ontology annotation, biological process: regulation of transcription by RNA polymerase II. The record is from RefSeq and is a predicted model, not a curated record. The transcript is spliced from 5 exons. Bases 13 to 1794 code for a protein of 593 amino acids. Gene Ontology annotation, molecular function: RNA polymerase II cis-regulatory region sequence-specific DNA binding; DNA-binding transcription factor activity, RNA polymerase II-specific. NCBI's taxonomy places the organism in Eukaryota, Metazoa, Arthropoda, Insecta, Hymenoptera, Colletidae. Gene Ontology annotation, cellular component: nucleus.
AAGCUUCGUGACAUGUCGUCAUCGGAUAUGAACCUGAUGGACCUGCUCUUCCCGCGGGAAGACUCGUUCCUGAAAGGUGACGUUAAGGACGAACCUUUCAUAGAUCAAAGCUACGGAGAAGACGCCAUCACGACCGAGGAAUGGCCGUCGAAUCCCGACGACUUCCUGGACUCAAUUUUCAAACUGGAGGACCAUCAGUUCAACUUGAUCGAGAAUGACUUGGAGACGAUCCCGUCGUCCUCCUCGGACAGUGGACUAUCGAGCGCUCUCAGCCUCUCCUGCGAGCAGCAGCUGAGCCCGCUGUUGCCCAUCGAGGAGGACCAGGUGGAGAUCAGCAACUCCGAGAUGAGCAGUCCGCAGAAUUUCAUGGACUUCGAAUCGUUAGACAGCCCGAACCAGUCGGUGGGCAGCGUGGAUAGUCCGGUGAGGUCGGUUGUUAGCUCCAACGUUGGUUCACCUGUUACGGACAUUCCCGAAGAGAUGGAUGUGGAGCAGACCCUCGUCGCGGUUGUGAACCCUAAUAACACCAUGGCGGACACCGCCACCACUAUCCUCACAGAACAUCCGGUUCUGGAUUUAGACAAACUACCGAAGGUUCGCGUCGCACCCCAGGAGGGUAACACAAUAAACGUCCGUAAUAUUUCCUGCAACGGCAAACGUAAUAUCAGACAAUUGAUACGUGUCACGCCGAUGGGUUCUGGGAAUCCAAGAUCAAUUCUACUACCAGUGAGCCUCAAAGACAUGAAGGAGGUGCGAACCAUAAAAAUCAUCAAUGCAUCACAGGCGAGGAAUCUGAAAGGGUUCAAAAUUAACCAGGCAAACAUCAUCAACAAACCCGUCCAGGUGACCAUCAAGCAAGAGGACUCGGGGAGCGAAAAAAGUCGCAAUUCGAGCGACGAUGUGUCGGAGACGGAUUCCCCGUAUCCAAGGCUAAAGCUGAACGCCGAAGAGAAACGUCUGCUCCAGAAAGAGGGUAUAACGUUGCCGACACAUUAUCCGUUGACGAAGCACGAGGAGCGCGAGCUAAAGAGGAUCAGGCGCAAGAUUCGCAACAAAAUAUCCGCGCAGGACUCGCGGAAACGGAAAAAGGAGUAUGUAGACGGGCUGGAGGAUCGCGUGAAGCAAUGCACCGAGGAGAACAUGACGCUUCUGAAGCGCAUCAAGGCGCUUCAGUCGCAGAAUCAGAGCCUGGCUGGACAGUUGAAGAGGUUACAGGCGUUGCUACAAAAGGGUAACAAGAGCGCCCCGCCGGCCACUUGUCUAAUGGUCUUGCUGCUCUCUUUGGCUCUUGUAGCCGUACCGAAUCUACGACCGCACUCCAAUUCCAAUAACGAACUCACGCAGGAACAAGAACAGCCGGAAAAAAUGCCGCCGCUGGCAGGCCGUUCACGAACACUCCUCUACACGAAGCAGCUGAUGGACGAGGAGCUGCAGCAAUACAGCGAGGAAUUGCUGCAGGAAGUGGAAGGUCUCCUGGAUCACGAUUACAGCCCGGUGAUCCAGCCACCUCUCCACAAACGUCCUCGCAUGGACGUGGAACUGACGCAGAAAUGCGUGUCGUCCUCGGAUCACGUAGGUGGGACGCUUUGCGGAAAGCCGGAGUACAUCACGAUAUCCGGCAGGAAGUACAUCGAACCGCCAUUGGACGACGUUUGGCCACCGCCAAAUCCGGGUGGGCGCAAGAACGGAAAGGUGGUCGACAAGCUCGAGGCGCUGACGAACGAGCUGAAAAUCAACAUUUCGGAUGCGGACGGCACUAGGACCGUCCUCGUCAAGGUGCCGCAAGAAAAAUAGAUCAACUCUUUCGCUGGUACGGGUGCUCGCGAGUUCUCACGAAGGAAGUACGAGAGCUGUGACUCGAAUUACUGAAUGAAACUUAACCCUUUAGGCUAUAACGUGUGAGACACGUGAUAAGGAAUUCGAAUCGAACAUGAAAAGCACGAGUUAGACACGUCGUAUGAACGUACACAAGCGUCUUUAUACCCGACUAGUUAUCCCCCGCGGUUUCACCCUCAUGGAAUACUAUUUAUUUUAUGUCGUUCGCAUUCAACCGCGUGUUCCUUCGCGAAUCAGUAGAUGACUGUCUUUUGUUUUCCGUAACUCAGAUGUUUCAAACGAUAUUUCCUACAGUUGUGGCCCGCGGUUUCACUUGGUUUCACUCCCGUGGAAUACUAACGUUGUAACGAUUUCCAUCGCCACAUUUCGCUGUGUAUUUACAAAUUUUGUUUUUUUCAACGUGGUUGGACUAACCUGUAGCUUCUAAUGUUACUGCAGUUGAGUCGAUGAGACUCUGCUUAAGGAUAGAAGCAUCGAUAAUUAGGUGAUCUCGUUAAGAAAAACAUAGGAAACGCGAAGCGACAUGCCAUUCUACUAUAGGAUAGGAGCGCAUAAGUUACCUAAGCAGUAAAUCUAAUUACACAUGUGGUGAACUGUAAACUAAUGUUCGAAACAAAGAAUUUGGUUGUAGGCUAACUGCACUUCAUAAACGCGAAUCUUAAGCAGAAGCUCUAGAUUAAUUCGUCCACGUUAAAGCAACAAAAUUAUUUUAAAGGCAGCGGCAUCUAGUAACUCUAAUUUUCAUCAGAUUACAUUACUUUGAUGGGGAUCUUUAUCUCUGCUAAGAUUCAUUUGAAAACUCGAGUUACAAUUCACGUAUUUCGCUUAUUAGAUUGGUGCAUUUCAUGCAGUGAACUUUUGCGAGGCGUUGUCGGAGUAUGCUUAACAUUUUAGCUACCUCUGCCUAUUCAGAAAUAGUCUACAUCUUAGGAAAUAAUUUUCUACAUUAGUAUACAACUAAUAUACAUUUCAUGAAUAACUUUACGUAUCUCUCUGGCUUUCGGCAUUAUCGUGGCGCGAAUGGAAAGUCUAUUUCCUCAAACUCAGCAUCUUACGUACACAAACAAAAACACAGUUAAUAGGUUGCGAUAGGUAGACAUUGGAAUUUAAACACCUACGAAUAGGCUCACAGUAGAUAAAGUGUUAAUCGACGCGACUACUCGACUUCCUCAUGCAAUGCGUGCUAAGGAAUCGAAUCUUGCGAAGCACGGAAAGGGUUGAAGAUUCACGCGUCACCUUGAGAUGAAAAGUAACUAUCACCCAAUCCUAUCGUUUUGUGUUAACACUUUGCGAAGCGAUGUACAUACGUUGCGUUCCAUGGCUAUGAACUAUGAUAGUCUUUUCAUAGUGUGUUUCCUAGGCGGUUUUCUUUGAAAAAGAAUUCCUUAUACCAAGAGAAACAGAUCACCGAAUAUCCUUUGAACGUAUUCUUCAUUCGUUAAGUGAUUGUAUCUCUAUCUUUUAGAGAAAAAAAUUCGCAAAGGGUUGAAUGUUAAUAAUGAAAGUAUAAAUCUCUUCGAACGAGAGACGUAUAGAAGGUGCAGUUCAGCUAGCAUGUCGCAUAAGUUUUAAAUACAUUUUUUUUGCGUAAAUGUUGUAUAAAAUUGAGAAGAAUCUGUUCGACCAAUUUGUUCCAACAGAUGGUCGGUUUUCCUUUCUGUAUCAACGAGUUUGGACAUUUUUAUUCGCGAACCAAUUGUCCAGUUCUCGAUGAAUUUUCGAUACACGCGAGUUUUUAUACUAUGUCACUCUUAUUCUCGCGUGUGUGUAUAUUUUGGAUAUCGAAGCUAUCUCGUAUUCAUCCAUCAUUAAUCGCGUACUGCUCAUCGAUAUUUGCGUAAUAAAUACACAUCGAUCGUGUCACGAAACAUUGAUUUUUAUCGAUUGUGUACCACGCCUAUUAGUCGAAGAUAUUGUAUACCUAUAUAGAUCGAUCGUUUUAGGUAAUUUUUCCAGGAGUUUUUAUCGAUUGAACGAUAUUUAAGAUUUAUCUAUUUAUAAGGAGAAUUUAUUACAAGAGUUUUACAAUUAUUAUUGCUGUUGCCGAUGAUAAGAGAUAUUUGUAUAUAGUUACUAUAGAGAAACGUAAAACUGACACAGAUAUAUAUAUAUAUUAAAACUAUACCUAUCAUAGCUUUAAAUUUAACGAAAUGAAUUUACGACUGUAUGUACGUUACUGUACGCGAAAUAAGCUAUUUGCAGAAGUACAGUAGACUACAAGUAAUUCGUUGAUGAAAUUUGUUUAUAAAUACACAUACGAAAGUGUGUAGCAUAUACGUUUCCAUUCUUUACUGCGCGAUAGAUUCGAUUACCCGAAGAAUGAAUUUCGUUGUAUAAUUUCCGAGGGCUGGGUAUCAUAUUUAAUGUCAUAUCACACGAAAGGUUUGCACCAGGUUGAAUUAAGAUAAAUCUGCGCCACGUUUUACCGUGAAACGUAUUUAAAACGAAACCUGCGUGUUUAUAACACCAGGCUUGAAGACUGCAUCAUACAUGUUAAUCGCAUUUUGACAUUUUCUUCAAACUCGAGACACAUAUUCCUCGCCUCAUCUUUAAUUCCUUACGUUUAGAUAAGUUAAAUGAUCGUCGAAUUUAUUUUUACUUUAUAUACGGCUAGCGUUAUGUGCGCAUAGAAACGCUAACUAUAUUCAUUGAAUUGUAAAUAAACACACCGUGAAGAAAACAUUUCGUCGUUGUUUAAAUUGUUCGUACUUACGUUAAUUUCUUCUUCGAUGAUGUUCGAGGAAGGACACAAGAAACACGUACGGUAAAGAAAAAUAGAAAAACGAAUGUGUCGCAAGAAAAGAUUCGAAUUCUUUUCUUGCUACUAGAUUUACGAGUUUUUGUAUGUAAGGAAUUCAGACGUUCUUCCAAAAAGUUGUUAUUGAACACGUAUAUGUGACCGUUGCCGGUGCUGUACGCAACGCCGACAUGCGUUUUUAUUUAGAUAAGUUGAACGAUACAUUCCUACCAGUAAUGUUUAUUCAAAAAUAGAACGGUUCUAUUUUUGCACUAUGUAAAAGGGUUGAAGGUAUUACACUCUAAAUUUUAUUCAAUAUAGGUGUAACGAAAUUAGAAAAUAAAUGUUACAGUCGAA